AUGGGAUCCCAGGCUCAAAAACUCCUCUCUGAGGCCUGUAGGGUUGCUGUUAAUUAUCUAGCAUCUUAUGAGCUGAAUGUCAGUGAUGCUUAUUUAACUAUGUCCUAUUACUACGAUGAAGAGACGGAAGCACCUCUUUAUCUCCCCUUCUUUGAAGACCAAAUUGAGGUGAAGAAAGAACAUGCAAAGCAGUUCAUAACCUAUCUAAGAGAGCAUCGGAGUAAAAUCUGCCUUCCGGUGAUUAAGAGGCCUGACAUUGAUAACUGGGGAACUGGCAUUCAAGCUAUAGAGUCUGCUCUGCAGUUGGAAAACACAUUAAACAAGCUCCUACAAGACCUGAUGAACUUGGCUUCUCAAAAUAGUGAAACUGAUCUCCUAAACUUCCUGAAAAAGUUCCUGGCUAAACAGAAAAGGAACAUAAACUAUCUGGAAUACCAACGUAGCUAUCAGAAGGAAUUAGACAGGCUGACUGAGAAGGAGGUCACACCUGAAAAACCUGGUGAAGCAUCAGGUAAAGAGGCUUAA
Molecule: messenger RNA, 525 nt
Organism: Prionailurus viverrinus (fishing cat)
Lineage: Eukaryota; Metazoa; Chordata; Mammalia; Carnivora; Felidae
Product: ferritin heavy chain B-like
Exons: 4
Coding region: 1-525 (174 amino acids)
Biological process (GO): intracellular iron ion homeostasis; iron ion transport
Cellular component (GO): cytoplasm
Molecular function (GO): ferric iron binding; ferrous iron binding
Source: RefSeq, a predicted model, not a curated record